Molecule: messenger RNA, 3522 nt
Organism: Sphaeramia orbicularis (orbiculate cardinalfish)
Lineage: Eukaryota; Metazoa; Chordata; Actinopteri; Kurtiformes; Apogonidae
Gene: slc20a1a
Product: solute carrier family 20 member 1a
Exons: 11
Coding region: 411-2309 (632 amino acids)
Biological process (GO): phosphate ion transmembrane transport
Cellular component (GO): membrane
Molecular function (GO): phosphate transmembrane transporter activity
Source: RefSeq, a predicted model, not a curated record
GCCUUCCUUUUUUUUUUUUUUUUUUUCUUUUUUUUUUUUUUACUCUACAUAGGAGGGCCGGCAGAGAGCAUUGCAGCCAAAUACACAGCGGAAAACUGAGGUCUCACAUUGUUCUUAUUCGUGGCUCGCCAUCACAAUGGAUGCAUUUCCCCUCUCUAUAGCCUUUCAAUUUUUGAUGAAGCCUAUGUACAAACCAAGCAUACCUAGAUAGCAAUAAGUUUAGAUUUUUGUAACAUAAGCACUUUCAAACCCAAACUAAAGGGGGGGAUAAAGAUUUUCUGAUUCAUUAAUCCUUCCCUUAAACAGGCACAUUUUCUUUUUUUAUAUAAAUAAACACAUAUUACCUCAUAGGCCACCAUCAAACACUGAAUUUAGCUCAGUUAAACAAAUAUUAAAAGAAUAAAUAUAAAAUGAUGGAUUCAACUACAAUAGCAACACUUGCGACAGCCACUACAGUGGCUCUGGCCUCUCAGUCUGACAUGUCAGGAUACAUGUGGCUGUUGAUAAUAGGCUUCAUCAUUGCCUUUAUCCUGGCGUUCUCUGUUGGGGCAAAUGAUGUGGCCAACUCCUUUGGCACGGCAGUGGGCUCCGGUGUGGUCACUUUGCGGCAGGCCUGCAUCCUGGCUACCAUAUUUGAGACCCUGGGUUCAGUGCUGCUGGGUGCCAAAGUCAGCGAGACCAUCCGACAGGGCAUCAUUGAUGUUCGAAUGUACAAUGGAUCUGAGCACGUCCUGAUGGCAGGGUCGAUAAGUGCAAUGUGUGGCUCUGCUGUAUGGCAGCUGGUUGCAUCAUUCCUGAAGCUCCCCAUUUCUGGAACUCACUGCAUUGUUGGAGCCACAAUCGGCUUCUCCAUGGUAGCCAGAGGUCACCAAGGGGUCAGAUGGAUGGAGCUGCUCCGCAUUGUGGCAUCCUGGUUCCUGUCACCUGUGCUGUCAGGUAUCAUGUCAGGGAUUCUCUUCUAUUUCGUACGCAAAUUUAUUCUGAACAAGGCUGAUCCUGUACCCAACGGCCUCAGAGCUCUUCCUAUUUUCUACGCCAUCACUAUGGGUGUCAACCUCUUCUCCAUCAUGUUUACAGGAGCACCACUACUGGGUUUUGACAGAAUGCCAUGGUGGGGUACGCCGUGCAUUUCACUGGGUUUUGCCUUCGUCACAGCUUUGGUAGUUUGGUUUGUUGUCUGCCCACGCCUCAAGAAGAAAAUAAAGCGAGAAACAGCUGCUGCCCCCUGUGAGACUCCACUGAUGGAUAACAACAGUAAACCUGCAGUUGCAGAGCAGCCCCCAGUACCUCAGCCUCGUCCCCAGACCCCACCAGCUGACACUCAGAAGGUGGCAUUCAAGCUCGGUGGAUCUGAGGAGGCAGAUUUGGACAACAAUGACAUGGAAACCAAAGAUCUGGAUGUUAGCAAUGCUUUGAACGGCACUGUUGGCCCCAUGAUGAUUACAGAUCCUCACAGUGGACGGUCCCACACCAUUCACAAAGAUUCUGGACUUUACAAAGACCUCCUGCACAAGCUUCACAUGGCCAAGGUUGGGGAUUGCAUUGGAGACAGUGAUACAGAGGAGCGGCCCAUCCGAAGGAACAACAGCUACACCUCUUACACCAUGGCCAUCUAUGGCAUUCAAGGGGACCCUAAAUACAGAGAUCUGGAUGGGAGUCUGAAGAGGAGGUCCCGGGUGGACAGUUACAGUAGCUACAGCUCCUCAGUGACCACCGUGAGUGCAGUCCAAGAUGGGGCUGUGGCUCUGGAGGCUGCAAAAGACCUCACAGUGGAGGAAGAUGAGCUGGAGAUCGACCAACCAGCUGUUUCCUUGCUUUUCCAGUUCCUCCAAAUACUUACAGCAUGCUUUGGCUCCUUUGCUCAUGGAGGAAAUGAUGUCAGCAAUGCAAUUGGUCCACUGGUGGCACUCUGGCUUCUAUAUGAGAGUGGCUCUGUGGUGUCUAAUAGUCCCACACCCAUUUGGUUGCUGCUGUAUGGUGGUGUGGGUAUCUGCGCUGGUCUCUGGGUAUGGGGUCGAAGGGUGAUUCAGACCAUGGGCAAAGACCUUACUCCCAUUACACCCUCAAGUGGUUUCAGCAUUGAACUCGCUUCAGCACUAACCGUUGUUGUGGCAUCUAAUAUCGGCCUCCCUGUCAGCACAACCCACUGCAAGGUGGGUUCAGUGGUGGCUGUAGGAUGGCUGCGCUCCAGGAAAUCAGUUGACUGGCAUCUGUUCAGGAACAUCUUUAUCGCCUGGUUCGUUACAGUUCCCAUCUCUGGACUGAUCAGCUCUGCAAUCAUGGCUCUGUUUAUAUACAUUAUACUGUGAGCAUCUCACUUCUGUCAGCACACUGUUAAUUCAACUAAUGGACCACUACCUGAAGUCAUAUAUAUAUGAGACUGACUGAUUAAAAUGUGCUAAUAAAUAUGUUUCUUAUGUUGUUAUUUGUUAAUGUUAUGAAUGGAUGAAUCGUAGUCCAUUGUUUUUCAGGGUUACCUCCAGAAAAAUGGCAAGAAACAAUGUAGAAUCUGAACACACUACUUAAUAGGACAUGUAUGAUCCUGUGUAUCCAAUGUAUAUUUGUAUUAUACCAAUACAUUUUGAAGAAAUCUAAUAAUUAAAACAAUGUAAAAAAAAAUCUAUUUUGGUAUUUGGAUUUGAUAAGACAGGAAACUGAAGUGGAGGUCAAUGCAUUUAACUAACUUUUGAACAACUGGUAAGAAACUCAAGAAAAACCUCAAAAGCAUCUUUUGCUGGGCCUGCUGAUGUUUACUGUUGUUACUGAGUCCACAAGGUGGUGCUGUUGCUGAACUUAUCACAGAUCCUGCCUGUUGCUCAAGAAUAACAAACACUGCCUCCUGAUACUCUGUCCUUUUACUGUGAAGAGACACAUAAGCACAAGAGUGCAGCUUCUUUUGUUAUUGAAGUGGACAGUAACAGACGCAACAAAAAAAGUUUAAAGAAAAUAAUAUUACUUAUACACAGUCAAAGUCAAAGAAACAAUUGUGUUUUUAUUAUUUUUUAUUUAAGCAGUCAUUGUAUAUGCCAAAUCCAUGUGUCAUUAGAUAACAGGUGAGAAAGGUGUCUUUUUUGAUGAAGAACAGCAACAAUUUGUUUUGUAUGGCAUUGUAAAAUCGAUGAAAUAUGUCAAGAUAAGUAUUUGAUCAGACAUAAACAGCUGCAUAAGUGUAUGACACGGCUGGAUACUAUAAGACACUGAAAACAACUCAGAUCUGAAGACAGCUGUUAAGUACAUAUCUACUGAGGAUGAAAUACGAGGAAUUUAUAUAGACUGCAAUACAUACUACAACAAAUUCAUCCCAAAUGUUAUCAGAUACCAAAGAUGCACUGCUACCUUGGUGCAUGGAGCGGGAAUGAAGGUGACAAAGAUUAACUGGAUGUUUGAUGGUGUGUACUCAUGGGACAUUAUGACAAAGUUAUCAUUAAACUACUGUAGGUGUGGUACUCUGCACAGUAUAGAUGACAGAAAAGUGUUAACCUAUUUAUUAAGGAGGAUCUUCUACCUUAAACUGAAUAAAUG